CAUUGUGUUAUUAAAAGUGUUUAAUGUAUAAAAAGGAAUAUGUUAAUUUUAUCAUAAAAAAUUGAAUGCGACUCGAAGAUGUUGUGAUUGGAAAAAUGCAAGAAAAUAGCAAAGACAACAGCAUUCAAAUAGAAGAUAAAAUAAAUCGUGUGAUCGCUGAUAAAUAAUUUGGACGAAUAAUUCAAAGUGGCACUUAUAAGACGAUACAUUGAAAUGAGUGUAUUUACAGAAUAUAAAUGAUCGUGGCACGUGCUUUUUAUUUGCAAUCAGUAUUCAAAUAUAUAAAUGUGAAAUGGACAUGGAUAUAUAAAUGUGAAAUGGAAAGAUUUGAUGAAAAUUCAAAGUUUGAAUAACAACAGUUCAAGAGAUCACAUUUAGCUUAAUAGCUAAUUCAUUAAACGCCCAUACCGUAAAUCGGCCCACAAGAGAUGCAAUCGAGAUUGAUAAGUGCGUGCGUAAAUGUGAAAAUCACAAUAAAUUUGUUAUCAAAUAUCAGCAGCUAUCUAACUAUUUGUUCCAACUAUGCAUUACAAAUGAGAAAGGUAUAUCGUGCUACUUAAUGUAAUUGGGCAGUGGCGGCAAACAAUACUUACUAUCAAUAUUAUUUAUUCUGACAUUGUGUAUUUUCUUUUAUUUAUGUCAGAAUAAGAAGGUUAUUCGAAUAAAAAGAAUUGUGGAAAUGUGCUGAAACUGUUAUUAUAAGUGAAUAACAACGAUACCUAAUAUUUGAUUCAUGAAUUUGUGUGUAUGGACUAAUAAAACAAACCGAAUACGAAUAAUAAACAAAGUUGAUUUGUGUUUUGAUGAUCAAAAGGAACGUGUUUUUCUAGAAACGGACAACAGCAAUCAUGACCUAUAACCAUUCAUUUCGGAAACGAUUUCAAUUGGAUAGCGCGUGUGUUUUUCAUACUUGUAUACGUGUGUAUUUAAAAGGCAUAAGCGCCAAAUAAGCGAAAAAAGAAAACAUUAAGACGCAUAUAUAAAGAUAUAUAAAGAUAUAUAUAUAUAUAUUUGUAGAAAAUUUCGGUAACACGAUAUUCAUCAUUGAUGUGUUGUUCUCGCUCUCAUUCUGCUCUGCUCACGCCAUUUGCUCUCACUCUAACACAUUCUAACACCUACUAGAUUUCGGUAGUGGCAUUCAUAUUUCAUUUGGAUAGCAAUGUAUCAAAAUUAUUGCUGACAUAAUUCACAUGGACUGCAAGCGUUUUCACCGUUGAGUCACCGCUGAAACAAAUAAAAAGUGAAAACAGAAUAAAAAUAUAAAUCAAACUGAGGUUUCAUUUGAGUUUUUAAGUUUCGGUCCACACAAAUAUGGAAUCCCAGGCGUCAUUCAUGGUGAACUGUAUGCUGCAAAAGCUUCGGCUACAUUCAGUUGUAGACAACAAUACUUACACGAAUUUCAAUAACAUAACUAGUACGUUUAAUUCUACAUUAUUUGGUAACCAAAUCGCCAUUGCCGCCAACGCCGCAGCCGCUGAUGUUGACUACAAUGACAGUCUGCAAACAAAUGCACUUGAUUCCCCAUUGUACAAUCCAAACAUUUAUCAGGAAUUUAUCGGUGAAUGCCUAAAGCCUCAAACAGAACGUCCAUACGAAAUAUCUGUGGAACAAAAAGCGCUAUGGACAUUUUUAUUCGGUACAAUGCUCUUCACGGCCAUCAUUGGAAACAGCAUAGUCAUAUGGAUUGUAUUGGCUCACCGUGAAAUGAGAACGACGACCAAUUAUUUUCUAUUAAAUCUAAGCGUUGCUGAUCUGCUUAUGUCUUCAUUAAAUUGUAUGUUCAAUUUCAUCUAUAUGUUGAACUCUGAUUGGCCAUUCGGCCAAUUUUAUUGCUCGGUAAACAACUUCAUUGGAAAUGUAACAGUGGCAACGUCCGUAUUCACAUUAGUUGCAAUCUCAUUUAAUCGAUUUCAUGCGAUAGUUCGACCUCUGCACCGAAGAAAUUCAAGAAAGAAAGCUCGUCGAUUGUUAUUCAUCAUCUGGAUUCUGAGUACAUUGUUAUCUGCUCCAUGCUUUAUUUAUUCAACGACUGAAUCAAAACAAUACUAUAAUGGUAAAACAAGGACGGUUUGCUUUAUGAUGUGGCCGGACGGAAAAUAUCCAGUUUCAACAUUGGACUAUGUUUACAAUAUCGUCUUUUUGGCGUUUACGUAUGGCAUACCGAUGGUUGUUAUGAUCAUAUGUUAUAGUUUAAUGGGUCGAGAGUUGUGGGGGAGUCAAUCGAUUGGCGAGAAUACAGAGCGUCAAACUGAAUCGGUGAAGUCCAAGAAAAAGGUUGUGCGAAUGUUUAUAGCUGUUGUCACCAUAUUUGCUAUAUGUUGGUUGCCCUAUCAUAUGUUUUAUGUGUAUGCAUAUCAUGAGCCGCAAAUAACGUCCACCAAAUUUACACCGCACCUGUUUUUGGCAUUUUAUUGGCUUGCCAUGUCAAAUAGCAUGGUAAAUCCCAUCAUUUACUACUGGAUGAAUAGACGAUUUCGACAUUAUUUUCAGCGAAUAUUGUGCUUUUGUUGUUUUCGCUUGUGGAAAAUGGACGACACGUUUUUACAACGGAAUUCCAUGUCAAUUGAACGUAAGCCAAGACUCUUGAAACGGCGAACGACCCAAUCGUACAAGCUCAGCGACGGAAAAUACACGACAAAAACAACUCGUACAUAGAAUCAAAUGGCUGGCGUUAUAUUGAAUGACGGUAAUAAUGCACAAAACAUUAUAAUGUUAACGGAAAAUUUGUAAAUGUUUAGGAAAUGGUAAGCUGUGUAUGUGUAUGCGGGAGGGGAACUCAAGCGGUGCUCAUCAAAUAAACAGAUGUUGGAUAGAUACACAUAAAUCGUAAAUUCAUUUGGCAUACCUCUUGAUUAUCAGUCAACGAAACAGUGAUUAAAAUAAUUUGUAAAUGAUAAGAUUAACCA
Molecule: messenger RNA, 2906 nt
Organism: Contarinia nasturtii (swede midge)
Lineage: Eukaryota; Metazoa; Arthropoda; Insecta; Diptera; Cecidomyiidae
Product: tachykinin-like peptides receptor 86C
Exons: 9
Coding region: 1312-2655 (447 amino acids)
Biological process (GO): G protein-coupled receptor signaling pathway
Cellular component (GO): plasma membrane
Molecular function (GO): neuropeptide Y receptor activity; tachykinin receptor activity
Source: RefSeq, a predicted model, not a curated record